Molecule: messenger RNA, 2520 nt
Organism: Fulmarus glacialis (Northern fulmar)
Lineage: Eukaryota; Metazoa; Chordata; Aves; Procellariiformes; Procellariidae
Gene: PPP2R5E
Product: protein phosphatase 2, regulatory subunit B', epsilon isoform
Exons: 12
Coding region: 70-1245 (391 amino acids)
Biological process (GO): protein dephosphorylation; signal transduction
Cellular component (GO): protein phosphatase type 2A complex; cytosol; nucleus
Molecular function (GO): protein phosphatase activator activity
Source: RefSeq, a predicted model, not a curated record
GUUCCAUCUUCAGAGCAGCCUGAACUGUUCCUAAAGAAACUUCAACAGUGCUGUGUCAUUUUUGACUUCAUGGACACGCUUUCAGACCUUAAAAUGAAAGAAUACAAGCGCUCCACUCUUAAUGAACUGGUGGACUACAUUACAAUAAGCAGAGGCUGUUUGACAGAGCAGACUUACCCUGAAGUAGUUAGAAUGGUAUCUUGCAAUAUCUUCAGAACUCUCCCACCUAGUGACAGCAAUGAAUUUGAUCCAGAAGAAGAUGAGCCCACCUUGGAGGCAUCAUGGCCACAUUUACAGCUUGUAUAUGAGUUUUUCAUACGGUUUUUGGAAAGCCAAGAAUUUCAGCCCAGCAUUGCCAAAAAGUACAUAGAUCAGAAAUUUGUAUUGCAGCUGUUGGAGCUGUUUGACAGCGAAGACCCUCGAGAACGAGACUACCUAAAAACAGUCUUGCACAGAAUUUAUGGCAAGUUUCUGGGUCUUAGAGCAUUUAUCCGAAAACAGAUUAAUAAUAUUUUUCUACGAUUUGUUUAUGAAACUGAACACUUCAAUGGCGUAGCUGAACUGUUGGAAAUUUUAGGAAGUAUUAUCAAUGGUUUUGCUUUACCUCUUAAGGCAGAGCAUAAACAGUUUCUGGUGAAGGUGCUGAUCCCUUUACAUACUGUGAGGAGUUUAUCACUCUUCCAUGCACAGCUGGCGUAUUGCAUAGUACAGUUUCUGGAGAAAGACCCCUCACUCACAGAACCGGUCAUUAGAGGUUUAAUGAAAUUCUGGCCAAAAACCUGCAGUCAGAAAGAGGUCAUGUUCCUAGGAGAGCUGGAGGAAAUCUUGGAUGUAAUCGAACCAUCACAAUUUGUCAAAAUCCAGGAACCCUUGUUUAAACAGAUUGCCAAGUGUGUCUCUAGCCCUCAUUUUCAGGUGGCCGAAAGAGCACUGUAUUACUGGAAUAAUGAAUACAUCAUGAGUUUGAUAGAGGAGAAUUCAAAUGUUAUACUUCCCAUCAUGUUUUCCAGCCUUUAUAGGAUUUCUAAAGAACACUGGAAUCCGGCUAUUGUGGCUUUAGUCUACAAUGUGUUGAAGGCAUUUAUGGAAAUGAACAGCACCAUGUUUGACGAGCUGACAGCCACUUACAAGUCAGAUCGUCAGCGUGAGAAGAAGAAAGAGAAAGAGCGUGAAGAACUGUGGAAAAAACUGGAGGAUUUGGAAUUAAAGAGAGGUCUUAGACGUGAUGGAAUAAUUCCAACUUAACAAAAAUACAAAACAGCAUUAUUAACCUGUGGAGUCACACAUUUAUGUAGUAGAAGAUGGAGCAACAGUUUUCUGUAUUGUGCAACUUUACAGUAGAUUUCACAUUUGUUUCAUUAUUACAACAGCACUGUAUAUACCUGUCUCUAAGUAAAGGAAAAAAAUAAGGACUUUAAUCCAAAGUUUGGACAGCAGAUGGACUUCUCAGAACUUUGCAAACAUAAUCAUUGUUUUAACCCUUCUUUAAAACCAGUCUUCAAAGAUCUGUUGAUGAAAAUUGCGAUGUCAAAUUCCAUUGUCAGGACCUGUUCCUUAUUUAUCGUUAGCAGAGAGUGUAAUACAACUUUCAAAUGUGAACAAUCUUAAAAUUUAGCUUGUCUUUCUGCUAAACUGUUAAGUGUAUUUAUAGUAAAGGAGAAAAAAAGACUGUCAUUUCCUUAUGAGUUUGUGUAACAUCCUCCUUCUCUGGAUAACUUUACUGUAAUUUGACUUUUUUUCCUUUUGCACAUCUUCAUAAGUUGAAUGUCCAUUCAGAUCAGGGCCAUGAAAAACAUAGGUCCUGAAUAAAGUUUUGUUUACUGGUGUGAGCAUUUUUUUAGUACCAGGAUGUCUCUGGUGCUUCCUUAAUUUGAACAUUAGGAGUUAAACAACAAGUAGGUGAUAAACAUAGUAGGAAAGGGAGCUUUGGAUUCAUGCACCUAUUUAUUGCAAAUCCAAAUUAGUGUCCACAAUCCUUUAAAAAUGGGCAAUGGUAACACCCUGGACUUCAGUACCUAACCAGUAUUAGUGAUAAGGCAUUGGACACACAUACCGGAGUUGUUUUAGAAAUACUAAUUGCUAAAUUAUUACAGUAUGUUUUUAUUGGACCAUUUUGAAAGGAUAAAGACAAACGCUAAACAGUGCAGGCAUGAAAUUGAUCUCCAGUGGUCAUGGAUCUAAUUGGAAAUAGAGUUGAGAUAGCAGUUUGGACUGUUUGGAGUUGUUGCCUUACUUUUUAAUAUGUAUUUAUAAAGUGUUCCAGCAAAAGAGGAUGUAGCCUCUAAGAAACAUACUAUAGUGGUUUUGUGGUUCUAGUACUAUUACUCAUCACAGUACCAGCCCUAUGGUCUUAGCUGGAAAGGAUUCUGGAUAAUAUACUUCUGCAUUCUCAUCUGGAUGCUCAUUCCUAACUACUGUAUUUGUUACCAAAAGUGGUUCUACAAAUGCUACUGAAAAAAAUUCUGGAAAUCCUAAUGUUCUGAGUAUUAAUAAUAAAGUUUAAAAUGCUUUUAUAUCAAA